AAAUGAUACAGGUUUAAAGUCCACCAUGGGGAGCACAGACUCAGACACAUAUUCGAGAGUUUUAAAGAAUUAUAUUCUUCCAUUCAGUGUGUCAGCGGCAGCAUUUGGAGCUCUGUUUGUUUUAAGAAAAUUUGGCAUAAUUUACCAAUUGUUUAACAAGGUUGAUAAAACAACAAAGAGAAAUGGUGGAGAUAUUGUUGGAGAAGUUUUAAAGGCACAUGGAGUGAAAUAUGUAUUUACCUUAGUUGGAGGACAUAUCUCACCUAUCUUAGUGGCUUGUGAAAAGUUAGGAAUGAAAGUUAUAGAUACAAGACAUGAGGUAACAGCUGUUUUUGCUGCGGAUGCUGUUGCUAGGAUGUCAGGAACAGUGGGUGUUGCAGCUGUCACAGCAGGUCCAGGUUUGACAAACACAGUUACAGCAGUGAAAAAUGCCCAGAUGGCUGAAUCACCAGUAUUGUUAAUAGGUGGGGCUGCAGCUACACUACUUAAGGGAAGAGGUGCACUACAGGAUAUAGACCAGAUGUCUUUAUUUAAACCUUUAUGUAAAUACUGUGCUACUGUCACGAAAGUUAGAGAUAUCGUUCCUACAUUGAAAACUGCUUUAAAUGAGGCCCAGUCUGGCACACCAGGUCCUGUUUUUGUUGAGUUUCCCAUUGAUGUAUUAUAUCCGUAUGACAUUGUUUACUCACAGCUUGGUGUGAAGGAGACAGGACCUGUAAGUCUUGUUCAACGAAUAAUUAAUUGGUACUUACGUAAUCACAUAUCAAACUUGUUUGCUGGAGCAUUUGAAGAGAGAGACAAAAGACCAAUAAAACCUGUCAUCCCUAAAGCUUCAUCUUCACAAGUACAAAAAAGUAUUGAACUGAUAUCAAGAGCCAAGAGACCGCUGAUACUUGUAGGAAGUCAAGCUACAUUACCGCCUGUGCCUGCAGAACAAUUAAGGAAAUCUUUAGAGAAAAUAGGGAUUCCUUGUUUCCUAGGCGGUAUGGCCAGGGGACUUCUAGGUCAGUACAGUCCAAUACAACCCAGACAGAAGAGAGGAGAAGCUCUGAAGGAGGCUGAUGUAGUUAUAUUGGCAGGUGCAGUUGCUGAUUUCAGACUGAGCUAUGGAAGAACUUUUAGUAGAAAAUCAAAAAUAAUAGCUGUUAAUAGAAACAAAGAACAAUUACUUAAAAAUUCGGAUAUGUUCUGGAAGCCUACUAUUGCUAUAGAAGGAGAUGUAGCCAGCUUUAUAACAGAAUUAGCUGAUGGACUGAAAGGAUUUAAAUGUGACCAAGAAUGGAUCCAGAAACUAAAGGACAAAGAUAAUGACAAAGAAAAUGUUAAUAGGGAAAAGUCUAAAGAGAAAACAGAGAAACACCUUAAUCCUUUGAAAGUUUUAAUGGAGGCAGAGGAAGUUAUGUCAGAUAAAACAGUUAUGGUGGCAGAUGGAGGAGAUUUUGUUUCCACAGCAGCCUACAUACUUAGACCUAGAUCCCCAUUACAUUGGUUAGAUCCAGGAGCAUUUGGAACACUUGGAGUAGGAGGAGGAUUUGCUUUAGGAGCUAAGUUAUGUCGUCCAGACUGUGAUGUAUGGAUAAUCUAUGGCGAUGGUUCGCUAGGAUACAGUAUUGCAGAGUUUGACACAUUUACCAGACACAAGAUACCAGUGAUAGCUUUAGUUGGUAAUGAUGCAGCCUGGACACAGAUAGAGAGAGAACAGUUACCAAUGUUUGGAAGUAGUGUUGCAUGCAAACUUGAUUACUUGAAUUAUGAAACCGUUUCUGUUGGUUAUGGUGGUAAAGGAUACAGAUUAGAUCGCAGUAACGAGGAUAAAAUUAAAGAGGUUCUACAUCAAGCCAUUAAAGAUAGUAGGGAAGGACACAGUGUACUUAUUAAUGCUCUCAUUGGUACAACAAACUUUAGAGAAGGCAGUCUUUCUGUGUAAUGCUGACUUGUACAAGUUAAUAUGAACAAUUAUUAUAUUGAAGUAAAUAUUAGUUUUGCAUUCCUUGACAAUGAAAAAGACUGUUAAUUACUGAAUCAUAUGUAAGUUUCUUGUUUAUUGAUUUCAUUGCAUUAUAUCUUUUUUUAAACUUCCUUUUCAUAUGUUUCCUUUGAACCACUUGACUAAUACAGACAACCGUUUUUUAAAAAUGAUCCUAAACCUAACCCCACUUUAUUGGAGUCAGUUUUACUAUAGUUACGAUCCUAAUUAAAAGUUUUCAUCCAAACUAAAAGAAUCAAAUUAGUGAAUUGAUGUUUGAAAACUGCUGCUUUCCUUUAAAAUUCUAUUUGAUAGUACAUAGAUGUAUUCUCCAAUCCAUCAAUAUGUUUUCGUCUGACAUUAUUCAUUGAUAUCUAAGUUACAGGUUCAUGUCUGUCAUCCAAAUGUUAUUUCAAAAAGUCAUUAGUUAAUCAAUUAAUUGUUUUCCUAUUUAUUGAAGACAGUGUGUUUGUUAGGGGUACUACUUAUAUCUGUAGUGCUUAUUUCGUAUUGUUCAAGGGUAUUAUACAGUUAUAAAUUUUUCUGUACUUUUGCUUUAAAAGUAUCAUGACUUGUAUAUUUCUCAGAGUGUAAAGAACAUUUCUUUUAUUGUUAAUAUUUUUAAGUAGAUCAUACAAUGGUUAGUCAAAGUAGAUGUAAUGUGUAUGCUUAAAUACAAGUCUUGAAAUUAAGUUUUAUUGAAUACUGUGAUAUUUUAUACUAAAAAUAAACCUGAUAAGUAGCAGUGUAAUUGAUAUUUUAUUCUAUGAACAAUAUACAGUUUUUUUUAUUAUUUACACUUCUA
Mytilus californianus (California mussel) is the source of this 2771-nucleotide messenger RNA. Its product is annotated as 2-hydroxyacyl-CoA lyase 2-like. The record is from RefSeq and is a predicted model, not a curated record. The transcript has 16 exons. Gene Ontology annotation, biological process: L-valine biosynthetic process. Gene Ontology annotation, molecular function: thiamine pyrophosphate binding; flavin adenine dinucleotide binding; acetolactate synthase activity. The coding region runs from base 26 to 1927 and encodes 633 amino acids. Gene Ontology annotation, cellular component: acetolactate synthase complex. Lineage: Eukaryota; Metazoa; Mollusca; Bivalvia; Mytilida; Mytilidae.